AUGUCGCCAAAGAAGGUUGCAAAAUCGGCGAUGAAAAAGGCGAAGGCAAAAGCCAUGGACAAGACACAGCCGAUGAAGGCCAAAGGCGCGAAGAAGAAGCCUGCUGCGUCAUCGGUUCCGCAUACCCCUGGGCGAAGUGAGUUUAACUCUGCAGCAUGCAGCGACGCUAAAAAGCAACCGUUGGGAGGACUGACUGGGUGCGACCUGGCGCAUGCUGGAGCUCCUGCUUCGGAAGCGCUGCGAGAUGUCUGGUCAGAAGCCUUGCUGCAGUCUUACAAAGCCUACGAGAAGGAUGCUGUAUCUGCAUGGGUUUCGAAAGACUGCUUGCAAGGCGCGCCCAGUUGUUGGCAUUUGUUCAAACAGCUUCAUGAAGAGUAUGACCACAACAACCAGCCAAAAGACGCCGCCACCAGCAUGGUCGCUUUUUUGCCCGUGAAGAAGUUCCCCAAAGACUUCCCGAAACCGGUCACCAAUAAGGAGCCCUACGAUGCAUAUAUCCUUUGCCGUGGGGUUAAUUCUGCGAAAGCAGUGCAGUCUUUUGUUGCCACAGCGGGCGCGGAGCAUGGCCUGAAGGUUGAGGGCAGCAAGUGCAGCAUCGGGGACUUCAUUACCAUCUACAAGCAAAAGUAUCCCGAUGAGUUGAAGCAGGCAGCUGAAGACUUGAAGAAGGUUGAGUUCGACUACGGAGAGGCAAAGAAGCUUCAGCUGAUAGGACGGGACGGCAAUUCCAAAGAUGCAGAAUACAACUGCAUCAAGAAGAACGACGUCAUGGAAGAGGUCAAGAAGCUUGCGGACGUGGCGACAGUGCGUGUUGACCUUCGUGGAAGCCCUGAUUGGUGCGUUGAUGGCACAGAGAAAUACAUCAAGGUGUCUGUCAGGGGAGUCGUGCAUUGGUUCAGCUUGAGGACGCGAGCAUGCCGAAUUCUCAGGCACCGACACCUAGGCAGGGUGCCAAACGGUGGAGAAGAUUGCCAGUCAGAGUCACAAGACCUCAGCGAGUCUGAGGUGGAGAUUUUGCGGCAAGCUCCUUUGGCUUGGAACCUAUCCAGCAUCUUCCUGAAAGAAGGUGCGUGA
This is a messenger RNA of Symbiodinium pilosum, 1074 nucleotides long. The record is from the annotation of a GenBank genome assembly. NCBI's taxonomy places the organism in Eukaryota, Dinophyceae, Suessiales, Symbiodiniaceae.